Molecule: messenger RNA, 520 nt
Organism: Acanthisitta chloris (rifleman)
Lineage: Eukaryota; Metazoa; Chordata; Aves; Passeriformes; Acanthisittidae
Gene: TMEM50A
Product: transmembrane protein 50A
Exons: 6
Coding region: 19-492 (157 amino acids)
Biological process (GO): late endosome to vacuole transport via multivesicular body sorting pathway; protein targeting to vacuole
Source: RefSeq, a predicted model, not a curated record
AGUUCUGAGAGCUGAAAAAUGUCUGGUUUCCUGGAGAGCUUGAGAUGCUCGGAGUGCGUGGACUGGGGAGAGAAACGAAACACCAUUGCUUCUGUGGCUGCAGGUGUGCUGUUUUUUACAGGUUGGUGGAUAAUCAUAGAUGCAGCUGUGAAAUACCCUCAAGUGGAAGACUUCAACCAUUCCUACCAUGCUUGUGGGGUUAUAGCCACGAUUGCAUUCCUGAUGAUCAAUGCUGUGUCCAAUGGACAGGUGCGAGGUGACAGCUACAGUGAAGGCUGCCUGGGGCAGACAGGUGCUCGGAUCUGGCUGUUCAUUGGGUUCAUGAUGGCUUUUGGAUCUCUGAUUGCUUCCAUGUGGAUCCUUUUUGGAGGUUACGUUGUUAAAGAAAAACCAGUAGUGUACCCAGGAAUAGCUGUGUUUUUCCAGAAUGCAUUCAUCUUUUUCGGAGGUUUGGUCUUCAAGUUUGGUCGCACAGAAGAUCUGUGGCAGUGAAGACACCCCUGGAAGUGCAUUGGCCUUG